Molecule: messenger RNA, 6314 nt
Organism: Puntigrus tetrazona (Sumatra barb)
Lineage: Eukaryota; Metazoa; Chordata; Actinopteri; Cypriniformes; Cyprinidae
Gene: kcnj12a
Product: potassium inwardly rectifying channel subfamily J member 12a
Exons: 2
Coding region: 688-2004 (438 amino acids)
Biological process (GO): potassium ion import across plasma membrane; regulation of monoatomic ion transmembrane transport
Cellular component (GO): plasma membrane
Molecular function (GO): inward rectifier potassium channel activity
Source: RefSeq, a predicted model, not a curated record
UGCAGCACUGAUAGAUCUGAUGGCAGAUGAAGAUGAAGCCAGCAGGUGCAUGAGGAGGUUUUGGGGAGAAAAGAAGAUCUGAGCGAGCAGAGACGGAAAAGAGGACAGUGGAGUGGAGGAGGGAAGCAGGAGGGCACGCACUUCUCCAAACUCGAGUGCUUUCUUCACGACUUUCUGUCCGUCACGAGCUCUCUGAAGCUUUGAUUGAGUCAGGACUCGCUGUUCCCGGCGCGUUCGGGGCCGUUUCCUCGUCUCCCGGUCUGGAAUAUACGUGCUUUCACGGGUGGGAGAAUGAAGAAACAGGUGGAACGUGGGAUAUGAAGCUGAGAUGGACAAUGUGCGCGCGUGAGGUCGAGAUGGCAGAGCUCUGGAUCCCCAUCACGAGCUGCACAAGCGCUCAUCAAAUGCUCCAGUUUGGAUAACGCACCACAAACGCACUGUCUUUGUGCACACACACACACACACACACACACACACAAAACACACACACACUCUCAGAGGGUGAGGACCCCUUACAAAACGCAAGGGUCUGAGGAAACCGAAGGGCUUCUACUUUGGAUUGGACUUGUCCCAACCACACUACAACUGAACCACCCACCACCCUGGACUCGUACUACUACUAAACCGCUCCAAAAGAGAGGGAACACCAGAUCGCAAAGAUAGGAAGGCCAAGGAGUGCUAAAGAGAAUGAGCGUGGGUCGGAUCGGUCGCUACAGCAUCGUGUCGACGGAGGAGGAUGGUCUGCGCUUGACGACCAUGCACGGUGGAGGGAUGAAUGGAUACGGCAACGGCAAGAUCCACACUCGGCGGAAAUGUCGCAACCGCUUCGUGAAGAAAAACGGACAGUGCAAUGUGCAGUUCACCAACAUGGACGAGAAGUCCCAGCGCUACCUGGCGGACAUAUUCACCACUUGCGUGGACAUCCGCUGGCGCUACAUGCUGAUCGUUUUCACGCUAGUCUUUGUGAUUUCUUGGUUAGCGUUCGGCUUGGCGUUUUGGGUCAUCGCGCUUCUUCACGGCGACUUGGACAACCCGGCGGGGGACGACAACUUCACGCCCUGCGUGCUGCAAGUGAACGGCUUCAUUGCUGCGUUCCUGUUCUCCAUCGAGACGCAGACGACCAUCGGUUACGGUUUCCGCUGCGUGACGGAGGAGUGUCCCCUCGCCGUGUUUCUCGUGGUCUUCCAGUCCAUCGUGGGCAGCAUCAUCGACUGCUUCAUGAUCGGCGCAAUCAUGGCCAAAAUGGCACGCCCCAAGAAGCGAGCGCAAACUUUACUAUUUUCGCAUAACGCCGUCAUUGCCAUGCGCGACGGGAAACUGUGCUUGAUGUGGCGGGUGGGAAACUUGCGAAAGAGCCACAUCGUUGAGGCGCACGUGCGAGCGCAGCUCAUCAAGCCCCGGGUCACGGCCGAAGGCGAAUACAUCCCACUCGACCAGCUGGACAUUAACGUCGGUUUCGAUAAAGGACUCGACCGCAUCUUCCUCGUCUCGCCAAUCACCAUCCUGCAUCAAAUCGACCAAGAGAGCCCGUUGUUCGGCAUCAGCAAGCAGGACCUAGAAACGGCCGAUUUUGAGAUCGUGGUCAUCUUGGAGGGAAUGGUGGAGGCUACGGCCAUGACGGCGCAGGCGCGAAGCUCCUACUUGGCUAGCGAGAUACUCUGGGGGCAUCGAUUCGAGCCGGUGCUGUUCGAGGAAAAGAACCAAUACAAGGUUGAUUACUCGCACUUCCACAAGACGUACGAGGUGCCGUCCACGCCGCGCUGCAGUGCCAAGGACAUGAUGGAAAACAAGUACCUGGUGGUGCCCAGCGCCAACUCCUUCUGCUACGAGAACGAGCUGGCGAUCCUGAGCCACGAAGAGGAGGAGGACGACAGUCCGGAAAGGAUAAAGCCAGAGCGAGCGAUGAGCCUCAGCCCAGAGAGAACCCCUCGACAUGAUUUCGAACGAAUGCAGAACCCUCGCUGCACGGAGCAAAGGUCAUACCGCAGGGAGUCGGAGAUAUGAACCUUUAGCACGACCUUUUUGAUACUCGAAUUUUGUGUCGCGUUCCUGGAGAUACCGGAGCUUCUACAAUGCAGAACAAUGCAAAGUGCCAUAAGGAGAGAGUGAGCGCGUGAAUGAGCUGGAAAACAAACAAACGGGUGAAUGUGUGAAAGCCGGAGAGACGCUUAGCGGACGAUUCGGAGGAAGAGAAGGGCAGUUGGAAUCUUUUUAUCCUGCACGGAAAACUUGAAUCUUUUCCUCUUUUUGUUUCAUGAAAAUAGCUUAGCUGUUAAACUCUUCAUUCUUAAAGGGAUAGUGCACCCAAAAUCGAGCGUUCCGUCAGCACUUACUCGCCCUUGUGUCGUUCCGAAACGGUGUGACAUUUUCUCUUUUGUGGAACAAAAAGGAAAUACAUUUUUAUUUUAUUUUUUACAUGUGCGUAAAAACACAUAUUGCAAUAAUAAAGAACCAAUUAUAAAUGUUUUUAAAAAAAACGUACAUAACAUAUAUAUAAUAUAAAAGCAUUAUUUUGUUUAUAAAUGUAAAAAAUGCGCAUUCCAUAAAUAAAAGCAUACAUGCUUGAAACAACAUGGGGGCAUUAAAAAAAUGACAAAACAGUGAACAAAAAUUUUUUUUGGUGCACUAUUCCUUUAAUGUGUAAAUAUUUCUGCAUAGAUACAUGGUUUUGCGUGCGGUAUUAAUUUCUAGUGAGCGAAAAGCAAAGACAAUGUUACCUAUACAAAGAAAGAAAUGAGUAUUUUUAUUUUUGCAUUCAAACCGAGCACAAAUGACGAGCAAUGUUGUGGCACACGAUCCCUGGAGAGCUACACACACUGAUCAGUGAGACAUGAUAAAUUCCCCUUUACAACUGCACUACCUAGACAGACCAAGUGAACAAUGUGAGCACCUGAGUGUGAAUGUGUGUGUGUGUGUGUGUGUGUGUGUGUGUGUGUGUGUUUGUGCAGCUGAGCACAAUGCCUCAUGUGAGACGCACAAGGAGAUGGUUAAAUGGCAAAUGCUCCUACAAUGAUGACAACAAGCUCUUGCAUAUAUGUUACAUAGAUAUAUUUACAGCAAAAUAGAGAUAUAUAUUUAGGUAGAUAGAUAUAUAAUGUAGACAUUAUCAGUUUGCACCACGUAACCUAAUAUAGCAGCAGAUCUUCAGAGAACUCAACGGGGAAAAUCCUGUCAUUUAGAAACUUCAUCUAUUUUCCCCGAGACUCUGACAGAAAUGCCUGAUAGAAAACUCUGUGUGAAUCCAGAAACUUCCCUUCAAAUGUCGUAUUUUAAUACAUUUACCUCUGUCUUAAUGUAUUUCGAAUUUCUGCUGAACUUUUCCUAUACAGAAUGGGAUUCAAGAAUGCCAACAUUUUUGCAUUUCUACAUACGUACGAGAAAAAAAAUGACACGCCUAACUAACUUGAAAUGUGAAGAACGAGAAUGAUAGGUUGAAAUAUUCACUGAUCUAUGCACACUGUCUGACUGAGUGUUUAGUACAAUCUGCAUUUCACUCUCUCUUUUCUAUUAUUGUGGCAAAAAAAACCUCACUUGGAGCAUUUUAGCGGUUCAUAUAUGGAAUGCUUCAGGUUAAAUAGAGCUGUCAGUUAUUACGGAAAAUGAUUUGAUCGGCAUUUAGUGUAAAAACGAACAAAAAUCAUGUUUACAGUAAUGCAGGUAGGCUACUGUAUAUGGGGGAAGGCUUUCAAAUGCAGCGCCUUUGUUUCAAAACCUAAUGAGCAGUCCGAAUAGAGAGACUUUUUUUGCAUGCUCUCCAUGCAAAAAAAACCCCAAAAUAUAUAUAUAUUGCAUAUAAAUUGAAAUAAACAGGGCUUCGUCAUAUUCCAAUUCAGGAUCGCCCGCUCAAAAAUAUCAAACUGAUCACUUAUGAGGUACAUUUUGAUUUAAAAUGAUUAGAAGAUAGACAUCAGAGGCACUGCUUAUGAAAGCAUCAAAAACAUAACAUGCGUUGGCAUGAAACUACAGAGUGAUAAAAUCACUCAGUUACCUUGAUGUGUACAGUUAAAUCCAAUUUUUUUAGAUCCUCUCAUGACCAUGUGAAGCCAGUAAACACGAACUUUUCCACAGCAUCGGCGGGGAGUCGAGAAAACGAAUCCACCCAGAGAAAACGCCACCUACAGGCGUUAAAGCACAAGCAUUAACAGAGGGACAAAUUGAUCAUUUUGUGUGUCGUUGAGACGUUUGAAAUGAGCUCUAGCUGUAUUUAUGCCGGAUUAUUCUAUUAUCAGAAAAAGGCAAAAGACAAAAUUCACAGAUAGAAAUAAUCACGCAUUAAACGAUGCGGCUCAGAUUGAAUGCUGCUGCAUUUCACGAGAGACUGUUUGUCUGUGUGUGUGAGUGUGUGUGUAUGUGUGUGUGUGUGUCUUAUGCCAUCUGUCUAUGACUGUAUGAUAGCAUGAAGGGCACAUUCAUGAAGCAAUAAUGAAAAGAUCAAAGCAAUACGUGAUGCAUCAACCACUAUUUAUCAGGACAAAAACAUUUGGAUUUUACCAGUUUGAAGUGAAGCAAUGUAUUCCUUAAGAAAGCACAGAGAGUUAUAACUUUUGUGAGCUGUACUGUACAACUUUUUUUGUAUAAAAAAAGAAGAAAAAAGAGAAAGAAAUGAAGACUAGAUCAGUCUCUGCUUCUGCUGUUUCACUAUUAUUCCAAAGCCUUUUAUAUGCAAUGAUACGCAUUCAUUUCUUACAUGGAUGGCUGACUUAGUGGUUGAAAUGAUUAUUUAAUAUUCUAUUUAACUAUAAGAAUUAUCAUUUUUUUUACUAUCAAGGGAAACUGCAAUGCAAAUGACCCACAAAGACAGAAACCUACUGGUCAGGCUUGUUCUUACGCUUAUCGCUUUGCCUGAUGCACGGAAGAUGAACUAUAAAGAAGCAAAAUGAUGAUGCUACUGUAAGCCUUGCAGGUGAUUCUUAGCAAAAAUGCCUCCAAGCAAAUAAACUGUAACGGACGAGCACUUUAAUAUACACUUUUUUAUACUUCAGUCUCUGCAGAUGUCAGAGACUAGACUCUAAGAUGCAUUUUAUUGGCUUGAAAGUGAAUGUUUAUCAUAGACUGUGCAGAAUUGCAAAUAAUAAUGCUAACUUUCUAACUUUCCUAACUUACUAGCGUAGUCCAUCUAUCACGUAGAUAAAAUACGGCAUUAUACAUGGGAAUUAGACAGGCCACGUAAAUCCUCAAAUUUAAUAUAUGUGGGUUUCACAACAGAAAAUUAACAAAAGACUGAUUGGUUAUGGAACAGCCGUGCAUCUCAAUAAUGUAGAAAUGUUGUGGAGAGUUGAAUUACUGUGGGUAGAAAUGGCAAAAACAGCCAAUUUAGGAGACUGAAAGACAAUGACAAGAAACGCCUACGAGAUGUAAUUUCUGCCAAAGAGAGCGACACCUGCUACUGAAGCUACUGUGUUUUUAUGUUCCAUAGCAAAUAACUGGAUUCAUUUAUUUAACAAGAGGCCUGGUUAUUACAAAUUAGAUCACAUACAGUAUUGCUGACAUGAAGAUCAACGGAAAUGCGCUUGGGGGCGUACUUACUUUUUCACAUCAAAAUCAUCAGGGUCGGGCGACAUAUUCAGCCUUUUGAGUUCCUUCCGUUACUGACUCUGAUUUGAGAGCGCGAACACGAUGAGGAACUGCAGUUUGAAUUCAGACUUUGAAUCGAACUAGAAUUAAAGGGCUAGUUCACCCCAAAAUGAAAAUUGGCAUCAUUUCUGUCUCAACCACACAUUGUUCCAAACCUGAAUGUGUUUCUUUCUUCUGCUGAACGUAAAAGAUAGCUGACUUCAUCUUUUUUUUUAUGUUCAGCGCAAGAAAGAAACGGCUACAAGAUUAAAACCACUUGAAGGUGAGUGAAUAAUGACUCCCCAUUCAAUUAAAAAUCAAAGUCUUCGUUUUUGGGGCUAACUGUCCGUUAAAACAAGCUAAAAUUCAAAGAAAUGCACAUUUUGUAAAUUAACUACAAAAUAAACUGUAAAUGUUGGCUUGAUAAAGUUUUAAAAAUGUUCAAAAAGCCUUUCAAAAGGACGUCUGACUAUUUAUUAGUUACUGUAGCUGUGUCCGACAAGCCACGGCACGCUUACACCACGCGGUUUAAACAGUGAAAAAUACAUCGCAAAAAGAAAACGGACGACACGCCGAUAGACAAGACAAAGCAGGUUCAUUUAGAUUUGAAGGAAAGUCUCAGUUUUAAAAUACGGUCUUUUACAAGAAAUACAAACAACAGCCUACAAUUUUGUGACUUUUUACUGUAUGUGACAAAUCACUGUAGCAUGUGAACCGAUUAUCUCUUAUGCUUUGCUAGUUAUAGCACAAAAUAAACAUGA